UCUCCCGAUCCCAUCCCUCCGUCUCCUUUGCUGCGUGGGAGCUCAACUCCGUCCAGUGCCUACCUUGAGCUGCUACAGCUUUGGCGCCGUGUUUUGACCCAUUGACUUCGCCGUCUUUGAGCUCGAGAAAACAUUUUUGUGGGCAAGCUCCAACAUGUCUUCCACAGCUCUCCCCAAGCGCGUUGCGCUGCACCGCAAUGCUACGGACUCGUCCGUCCCCAGCUCGGUCACCCCCUCCCCGCUGGACAGCCCUCGCCAGUCCCCUUCGACCACUUCCCUGUCGUCAUUGGCGUCGGAGGCAGAGGCCAGCGGCAAGAUGCUGGACACCUAUGGCAACGAGUUCAAGAUUCCGGAUUAUACCAUCAAGCAGAUCCGUGAUGCCAUUCCCGCUCAUUGCUAUGAGCGCAAAGCUCUCACCAGCUUGUACUAUGUCUUCCGGGAUGUCUUCUGGCUCGCGACCAUCUUCUAUGUCUUCCACAACUACGUGACCCCUGAGACCGUCCCUUACAAGCCCGCAAGAGUCGUGCUGUGGGCUCUUUACACUAUCGUGCAGGGUCUGUUCGGUACCGGUGUCUGGGUUUUGGCUCACGAGUGCGGCCACCAGGCUUUCUCUCCGUCCAAGGUUCUCAACGACACUGUUGGUUGGAUCUGCCAUUCCGCCCUGCUGGUGCCCUACUUCUCCUGGAAGAUCUCCCACGGAAAGCACCACAAGGCCACCGGUAACAUUGCUCGCGACAUGGUGUUUGUGCCCAAGACCCGGGACCAGUAUGCCUCUCGCGUCGGCAAGGCUAUGCACGAACUCAAUGAGUUGAUGGAGGAAACUCCCAUCGCCACUGCCCUCAACCUCCUUCUCCAGCAGCUCUUCGGUUGGCCCAUGUACCUGCUCACCAACGUCACCGGUCACAACAACCACGAACGUCAGCCUGAGGGUCGUGGAAAGGGCAAGCAGAAUGGCUACUUCGGCGGUGUCAACCACUUCAACCCAUCUAGCCCUCUGUACGAGGCCAAGGAUGCGAAGCUGAUUGUCCUGAGUGACAUCGGUCUCGCCAUUGUCGGAAGCAUUUUGUACUUGGUCGGCUCCAAGUACGGCUGGAUGAACCUUCUGGUUUGGUACGGCAUUCCCUACCUCUGGGUGAACCACUGGCUGGUCGCCAUCACCUACCUCCAGCACACCGAUCCCACCCUCCCUCACUACCAGCCUGAUGUCUGGAACUUCGCCCGCGGUGCCGCCGCCACCAUCGACCGUGACUUCGGCUUCGUCGGCCGUCACAUCUUCCACGGUAUCAUUGAGACCCACGUUCUGCACCACUAUGUCAGCACCAUCCCCUUCUACAACGCCGAUGAGGCCAGCGAGGCCAUCAAGAAGGUCAUGGGAUCUCACUACCGGACCGAAGCCCACACUGGCUGGACCGGAUUCUUCAAGGCUCUCUGGACUAGUGCCCGUGUGUGCCACUGGGUUGAGCCCACUGAGGGCGCCAAGGGUGAGAGCUCCGGAGUGCUCUUCUACCGUAACACGAACGGCAUUGGAGUUCCUCCUGCCAAGCUUGAAAAAUAGAGCAUGUCUGUCGUACAUAGAACGAGUGAUAUCUUUUUUUUCCUUUCUUUCUUGGAAUUUUCUCUUUCUUUCAAAUUUUCUUUUCGCAUUUCGUGGUGCUCUCGCAGGAUCGACAUGGACCACGGUAUGACACUUCCUGUUGUUGUUAUGUCAUAGACCAACUGCGAGUUGAUUCGAGCUGAAGGCGUAUACGGAACGUGGGGUAAGGAUCUGAACGUGUAGGAGGGCCAUCGUCGUGUCUGAUUUAAACGUCCAUAAUUAUCAAUGUAAUCCGGAGGGGAAUCGUGUAAUAUGA
Messenger RNA from Aspergillus welwitschiae, 1850 nucleotides. RefSeq names its product oleate delta-12 desaturase odeA. The record is from RefSeq and is a predicted model, not a curated record. The transcript has 3 exons. Gene Ontology annotation, biological process: lipid metabolic process. Lineage: Eukaryota; Fungi; Ascomycota; Eurotiomycetes; Eurotiales; Aspergillaceae. Bases 155 to 1555 code for a protein of 466 amino acids. Gene Ontology annotation, molecular function: oxidoreductase activity.